Molecule: messenger RNA, 1002 nt
Organism: Penicillium oxalicum
Lineage: Eukaryota; Fungi; Ascomycota; Eurotiomycetes; Eurotiales; Aspergillaceae
Exons: 1
Coding region: 1-1002 (333 amino acids)
Source: RefSeq, a predicted model, not a curated record
AUGCGAUCUGGUACCGCAGGGGGACACACGAGGAAGAACUCCACCCCGGUGGCAGGAAGAUUCUCCUUUUUCGGUCUGCGUCGGACUGCCGAACCGAGUUUCCAAAUCCCCGAGCCCGCGGAAGAUGAACUCUUGAAUCUCGACCUCGAAGCAGCUCUGUCUUUGCCAGAGAUCGACACGAAUCCCGAAGAAGCCAUGAACAAUCUCCGUGACCAGGCCUCCACCGUGCUGCAUCGCAUGCAGGAAGCCUAUAAACAAAGGACCUUUGCAAUGCACCAAGCGUUGGCUGAUCGAGAUGAGAAGCUUGAGGAGCUCGAGGAGACACGUGCGCGGGUGGAUCACCUCAAAAUGCAAUUGGAUGGCAUGGCUGCCAAGGUCAUGGAUCAGGAGAGGGCCAUGAAAGCCAUGGCCGACGAUUUAGAACGAGAGAAGAAUUUGCGACAGCGUGAACAGUCUUCUAGCCGGGGUCUGACUAUGCGGACGGUUGCUUCCGAGGAAGACAACGCGUCGCUCGUGCUUCAGGCUCCUCAUCGCAACAGCAAGCGUACCAGCCACGGGACCUUCGCCAGUGAUUCCGGCUUUGAGUCGGGGGACGAAAGCGUGACCGACAGCAUCUUUUCGAACAAAGAGUCUCUGGAGUCUCCGACAUCUACGAUAGCCGCUCCAUCCCAGAAUCUCUCCCAUCUCGUCAUGUCUGCUACCUCCCCAGUGCCGGCGUCGAACCCAUCGACGCCGACUCAGAAAACCCUCAACGCCCCUGGCGCAAAUCUCACGCCUGCGCGCUCAUCGGCCUAUGAGCGAGUCAUCAAGGGAAUCGCUUCCACCCGAUUUGGUGGCUCUCUGGUGGGCAAUACGAACCCGUGCAAUAUCUGCCAUGGCGUACCUUCCUCGGAAGCCUGGAGUGUCAUGGGUAUCUUGAAAGACGAAAACCGGGGCCUCAAGUCGCGCCUUGGGGAACUUGAAUUAGUGAUCGAUGAUUGCUUGGGGCUGGUUGGCCCUUGA